This is a messenger RNA of Rhizophagus irregularis DAOM 181602=DAOM 197198, 1738 nucleotides long. RefSeq lists its product as uncharacterized. The record is from RefSeq and is a predicted model, not a curated record. Lineage: Eukaryota; Fungi; Glomeromycota; Glomeromycetes; Glomerales; Glomeraceae.
CUCAACCUUGCCUUACGUGUUACAAUAAACUUUUUUGUAAACUUUUCUUGUUACUCAUUAUACAACUCCUCAUUAUAGAGAUGACCGAAAAAAUUUCUAAUUUUUCUUUAAAUGAAACUUUGACAAAUGGGGCCCGGUCUAGCAAAAGCCGAGGUUGGGUCCGGUCACGUGAUUUCAAGAUUUUUUAAUUAUCAUAUGCCUAUAGGUCUAACCAUUUGGAAAAAAAGUUUUUCCAUUCAUAAUAUAAUAGUAAAAAAGGCGUAAAUAUUUACACUUUUGCAGUCUUUUAUUUAAUUAUUUUUUAAAAAAAACGCACUUUUUUAAUAUUUAUUUUUAAUAAAUUAUAUGGAAUACGGUAUUAACUUUGAUAAUGAUAAUGCAAACGAAAAUAUUUUAUCUGCUUUAGCAGAACUGAAUAACACUUUUUUUAUUGAAAAUGAUUCAAGUUCUGAUGAAAAAAGUAUAUCAGACAAUGAAAUUAUUCCUAAUGUUAACGAUAUUGAGGAUGAUACUCAAAGUCUUGUAGAAAAUUUUAAUAAAAUGCAUUUAAACAACUUUGAAUUUAUGGAAAAUUCUGAUAGCUAUAUUGAAGACAAGGUUUAUGUUGAUAUAAAAUUAAAAGUAAAAGAAUUUUUUGAUAAAGGAAAAUGCACAUGUAAUUUUAAGUGUUUUGAGAAAAUUGGAUAUGAGAGGUUUCUUACACGUCGAAUAGAAUUUGAAGCUUUAAACAAAGAUAUGCGGAAUAUGGUUAUCAAAGGCCAACUAAUGGCAUUUCAACAUGACGAAAAUACAAAAAAAGUAACUGCCAAUAAUAGAAAAUUUUUCCAUUUCAAAUAUUGUUUUAAUAACAGCACUCCUAUUUGUCAUAGCACAUAUCAGGCUCUUGUUGGUGUUGGUCAUUCUUAUUUAGAUAAUGUAAUAAAACAUUUACGAGAAUUUGGUUUUGAGGAACGUAUACAUGGUAAUACUGGAAAUGUCCCAAAAAAUAUGAUACAUGUUGAAGUAAAUUAUGAUAUGGUGUGUGAAAUUUAUAACUUUUUAAAAAAUUACUCUGAUAUACAUGGUUUACCUUCACCUGGGCGAAAAUUAAACAAAAUAACUAUGCCAGUAGUAUUUCUUCCAACGAAUUUUAGUUAUGCAUCAGUAUAUCGUGAUUAUACUCAAGCUUAUAAAGAACAAUAUGGAGAAGAAAAACGUAUUUUAUCUGAAAGAACUUUUAGAAGGACCUGGAAAUCCUUAAUGCCAUCACUCCAGUUCAUGUCCCCAAAGUCUGAUUUGUGCGAUACAUGCGAAGCAAUGAAAUUGGAGAUUCAAUAUAUUACAGAACAUGAAAAAAAAUAUCAGUCACUGGGAAUUAUUUGGCUCAUUUGAGUCGUGCAAAAGAAGAACGUAAUAUUAUAAUAACAAUAUUACACUCGCAGUUGAAGAUGGAAAAAGAAACCCAAAUAAAACUAAAACUCAGAUAUUAUUUAAAAGUUUUGAAGAGAGCGCUCAUAUCACAUAUGAUUGGGCUCAGAAUGUACAUGUUCCUUACUUCCCACAACAAGUAGGAUCUUUAUUUUUUAAAAGUCCUCGAAAAGUUCAUUUAUUUGGAGUUUGUAAUACUGGAAACUUUCCUCACACAAAACUAAGGUUGCUUGCUGAAACCUAGGGGUUUAGACAAGAUGGCGUUUUGCCGAAAAGCGAAAUUCUGCCGAAACUAUAUUAAAGUUAUAUUAAAAAACUGGCGAAACUUUGG